Drosophila sulfurigaster albostrigata is the source of this 792-nucleotide messenger RNA. RefSeq lists its product as uncharacterized. The record is from RefSeq and is a predicted model, not a curated record. Lineage: Eukaryota; Metazoa; Arthropoda; Insecta; Diptera; Drosophilidae. The transcript has 2 exons. Bases 218 to 772 code for a protein of 184 amino acids.
CUCAUAAUCGACUUGUUGCAUGUGUAUCUUAUAAUCAGUGAUGUAGAUAUUUUCCAUGUUCAUUUGAAAUGUAAACGGAAAUACUGCGAUGAUCAGAUAUUUUGAACAACGCUGAACAUUAUCACAACGAAACUCGAUUAUAUAAAUCUCAGAAUGUUAGCCAUAUAAGCAUUAGUUAAAUGGAGAUACAACUUUAGUCAGCGCAUUCUCUUUUUAAAUGAUGUCGUCUUCGAUUGUGUGGGCAUUUUUGCUAAUGCCAAAUAUAUGCAUCUUGGGUCAGUCAGAGAGAUCGUGGAAUUUUGAAGUAAUUAGUGCUUCUGUGACGUCCUCCGAUGAAAGCAAAGUUAAUGCGUCCAUACAUCUUAAUCGGAUCUCAUUUAGUGAAACGGUCGUUUCGGCAAACGCUUAUUGGAACUGCGACGCCGAUGACGAUUCCACGGCGAAUGUCGUUAUUUUGCAUAGUCGCAGUGGCCGUGAAAGUGACUACAGUAAAACUCCCUACCAAAUACCAAAUCAAAGCUUAAAGACUUUUUUGGAUACCUAUUACCAUGACAUGCUCUACUCAAAUGUGGCAAACUGCUCAAAUUUACCGCCAUAUUUCGAUGUACCACCAGUGAAGAUGAGAUACAUUUUGAAUGAAUGUCCUUUGACUGGCGACGGUUUUCCUUAUAUUAUGCCUUUGGGAUACUACAAAUUUCGCCUGGAGAUUAAAGCCGAAGGAACGCUGACAAUUUCCUUUAUUGUUAAGCUGACGUCGAAAUCAAUGGGAUAAUAAGUUGUAACAUACAUAGA